AAUGUCCCUAUUCCAGCUGACUGUUGCAAGUCGAGAAUCUGUUACAUGACGUCUGCCAAUCCCGAAACUUUAACAUUGAUUAAUUUAUUUAUAUAUUUAAUCGCAUCUAUUAUCAUUAACUAACAAUUGUAACCGGCUAACAUGGACGACGAUAUAGCUGCUCUUCAGAGAUUGGAGCAACUUAUGACAGAAUUCUUCUCGCCUGAAACGAACAACGAACGAAAACGAUCGAUCGAGCAGAGUCUCCAGGAAUUCACAGCUCAGAUUAAUUCCUGGAGGCCCUGUCUUCACUUUUUAUCAUCUACAAACAAUCAUUAUGUCAGUAUGUUUGCUCUUACAACUCUCGAAACAACCAUUGGAAGACGGUGGCCAAUUUUGCCAUGGGAGGACAGAGCUCUUAUCAGAUCCACAUUAUAUACUCUUUCGUUAGAACGAGGUGUAGCUCCAUUUGUUAGGAACAAGGUGGUUAAAUUGGUAGUUGAUAUAGCAAGACAUGACUGGCCACAUUUUUAUCCUGACUUCUUUUCGAACAUUUUACAGUUGUUAGGUCACAAGCACACAAGAUUAUUGGGUCUGGUGUAUCUGAGAACAGCAUCCGAAGAAUUAGCAACACCACGCGAGGAUUUACCAGUUCAUAGAAAAGCUGAGCUGCUGCGGUUACUGAGUGCACAAGUAUCUCUAACUCUGGAUACAUUAACUGAUCUAUUAAUCGAAACAACUAGAAUGCAAAAUCGCUCAGGAACUGUUACACCACCACCUUCACCCACCGGAGGUCAAAAUUUGCCACUAGCACGUCCUGUCCUGGACGUUGAGGGAUUAGCGACUGGUAGUAGCGAAGUAUGUAUAGCUACUCUGGACGUUUUAGCACAUUUAUUUGGCUGGAUAACUCUGUCGGAGCAUAUAUCUUGCAAUCUACUGGACGCCAUAUUUUCCUGCGCUAAAUAUCAUGAUUCAAUGAACGGGAAACAAAUAGAAAUGGCUAUACAGGCGAUGACAACAAUAAAUGAACUUUUAUAUCGGCCAUGCUCGCCCAGUGCCACUGAGCGACUGUUGUUACAAAUAUUUCAAAAUGGUGUGGCACUCUUUCAAAUCAUGGAACGGCUGGAUGCCAUUGACGAAAGCUACAUGGAAAAAACGACGGAAUUUUUACAAUUGUUUGUAACGAAUCAUUUAAAGAGAGUGGAGUCCUGUCCAAAAUUUCCAGUUAACACUUUACUGGAAAUCUUAUAUCAUCAUACGUUUCAGCAAUGCUCAACAAUCAAUGGUUAUCUGCGUUGCUUAGAAGUUUGGAUUAUCCUGUUAGAAAGUACACAGUCAAGAUACGCCACUGUAGCAUUAGCCCUUGCAGAACGCGUCCAGCAGAAAAUUAGUUUCAAGCUAGAUUCGCAAACCUUAAAGGAUCUGGACGUGGAAACACUGGAUGAAAAUGAAGAAACAGAAUGGCAACAUUAUCUCCGGCGCAACGUAGAAUGUUUAGCUAAAGUAGCGGAUAUAUCACCCAUCCCAGUAUUCACAAUAUUAUAUCGUUCCUGGAGAGAAGGACUGACAGUGUAUGGUGAACUAGGAUCAGCAAUCGCUAACGGACAAGUGAUACUAUUAAAUGAAACCGAAGCAUCAAACGUCCACGCGCAUUUAAGAGACUUAGCAUCGACAACUCAGGCCUUGGCCAGACUGUACACACAUUUCGUAGGAGAGCAGCAAGGAGUGGAUCAAUCAUUGGCGGAGGAGCUGGUGUCGCAAACUUUGGAUGCCUGCAAUUUCGCCAGGGAUCAUCGAUUAUUUGCGGCAGCAGUUCAACCAGCUGUGAUAGUAAUGGAUCUUAUUGAAGUGCACUCUCAGUUACUGGCAUCCCUUCAAGCCUGGUCUCACUGGAUAGCUAAGAGACCAGACAAGUCAAAAGAGGCCUUGUGCCAGCAUUGCGUACUCUCUUGUAUUUGGGCCUUGACCUAUAUUCCUCCUCCGGAUGCACCACCAUCAUCUUUAAUCCAUUCCGGAGCUCAUCUCUUACAAAGUGUCAUAGCUAUUCUCAAACCCAACUUGUGGGACCAACCUAUAUUCAGGGACUUACUCUGUCUUGGGACUUAUCCUUACCUUAAGCCUGAUACCGUAAAAGUUUUGAGACGAGCACUAGUAAAUGGGAUUAUUUUACCUGUUGGAGAUGCUGCAGUUAGACAGAGAUUAAUGGGUAUAAUGGUAGGAGCCUUAUCAGAACCAUUGGGUCAAUUAGGACGACCUGCACCACCGGAAACAACAGUAUCGACAGCAGUGAUAACUUUAAAGCAACUUCUUGAGGAUUGUUGUUCCUCGUCGACGGUUAUUAAGAAAUUACUUCACGUUUGUCUGGAAUCAACAGUCAACAGAACCCUAGAGUUGUUACCUGAGAUGGUACGAUGCCAAGGAACUUGUGAAAUGCUACUAGGAUUUUUGCAUGCAGCAUUUCGAGUGCUACAGCAACAACUUGGGCCAGAAUUUACUCAAAAUGCAGUACAAGGGAUGCUUCAUAUUUACACACGGGAAAAUAUUUCUGCUGGUCCAGCCUUGGAACAAUUGUUAGAAAUUCUUAUACUGGUUGUAUCAGCACCUAGUAAUGCAUUUAAAGCAUUUGUUCCUUCUGUGACUGGUUUGUGCUUAGGACAUGUCUGGCCAGCUGUUGGCAAUAAUCUAAGUGCCCACCCGGAUACAACCCUGGUACUCCUACGACUGCUCUAUAGUAUUUUAAUGCAUCGGUGGCAAUAUUUCUAUGACGCUUCGGUCUUGAGGACGUUUGGACAACACGACACAGAUGAGCCACUUGAGCACAAAAAAGAGGAAUUAGUCGCCAUUUUGGAAGCCUUUGGUCAAGCACUCUUACAGCCAGAUGUUAAUAUAUUCCGUCAAAGUUUACAAAGCCUUGAACAACUUAAUGGACGAUGGCGACUCUAUCAACGUUCUGUCUUCAAGGAUCAUUUACUAGAAAGAUUCCUAAUGGCGCUCUUCACAGUCUUAUUUCAGCGAACACACAAUUUGUUGGCUGACGAAAUUGCCACUGCUGUGCACAGCUUGGCCGUUGUUGACAUCCGCUGGUUCUUUGGACAUUUCCUACCCAAAUUUUUAUCCAAUUGCGAAGGUCUAGAUAAUGUGCAAAGGUGUACGCUUUUGGAGAAUUUCGACAAAGCUACGGAUCAACCUACGUUAACGAGAUCCGUACUCAGAUUGAUAUCGGAUCUACGGUGCUAUCAAUUGUGUAGAUCCUAAAAACCAUAGACUUGAAAGAGAAAGAAAAAAAUAUUGUUUCCCAAGGACCGCAUCUGGUAUUUAAACGAUACAAAAGUAUUGAAGUAGUAGGAAUGAAGUUUCCUACGCAGAGAAAAUGUAAAAUAAGGCAUUUGUGAUACAAUAUUCUACAUGAUCCACUGCCGUAUAUGUAAUACAACUUUACAAGAGAAAAUUUAAUAUUAUAAAUAAAACAAAAACGUUUUUUAUAUAUACUAUA
Cephus cinctus (wheat stem sawfly) is the source of this 3472-nucleotide messenger RNA. It is a transcript of the gene ebo, whose product is annotated as exportin-6. Gene Ontology annotation, biological process: protein export from nucleus. NCBI's taxonomy places the organism in Eukaryota, Metazoa, Arthropoda, Insecta, Hymenoptera, Cephidae. Gene Ontology annotation, molecular function: nuclear export signal receptor activity; small GTPase binding. The record is from RefSeq and is a predicted model, not a curated record. The transcript has 16 exons. Bases 142 to 3234 code for a protein of 1030 amino acids.